Hydractinia symbiolongicarpus is the source of this 1935-nucleotide messenger RNA. RefSeq lists its product as uncharacterized. Gene Ontology annotation, biological process: N-acetylglucosamine metabolic process; sulfur compound metabolic process. Bases 289 to 1569 code for a protein of 426 amino acids. Gene Ontology annotation, molecular function: N-acetylglucosamine 6-O-sulfotransferase activity. The transcript is spliced from 2 exons. NCBI's taxonomy places the organism in Eukaryota, Metazoa, Cnidaria, Hydrozoa, Anthoathecata, Hydractiniidae. The record is from RefSeq and is a predicted model, not a curated record.
AACAUGAAAUAUAGUUAAAGUCAACUUUGUACGCAGAUCUUUCAUUAUAUGCAUAAGUUUUAGAUUAAUCCCGGUAUUCUAUAUAGAAGCGACAUGGGGACAAGGUUUAUUUGUAUAUGAAACUAUAUCCUGUCGCGCAUACGCGUCAGAAAUGCCGGGUCAACGGAAAGAAAGAUUUUAAUCUGAUGAUAUGUAAAACAAAAAAUUUGGAUUGAUACCUGUGCUGUGCAAAAAAACUGAUCGUUGUCACUUGGAAAAAACAAGCCUGAGUAGAAGUUUCGAAAAAAAAUGCAUAUCGUACGCGUGCAUCGAAAAAAAGUGGCGCUUACAUUGUUACUAACCAUGCUUGUCGUAACAGCGAUGUUUCAGUCGAUACAAAUGUCGCUACAAAAGCGAGUUACGAACGUUAGAAUCGCUAUUAAAGGAAUGUCAGAUGACACACUGAGAGAAAACGAAAUUUUAAAACAACGCAGUGAGUUACAUAAACAAUCAGUUGAAGUUAGGAACGAAGAUGUUACAGACCGCGAGUUUACUUCGCGACAAAAAACCAAUUCGUUUACAAAAAAUCAAAUUGAGUUUAAUCAAAGCGUCGACUCAACAACAACGCGGUACAAACUGCUGAUAUUAACGUUUGGAGGCAUGGAACUAACAAUGUCAUUGGAUGCCAUAAACAACAACAAUGACGUCAUUUACUGGCAUGAACCAAUGAAAAUUUGGGCAAGAAUACAUGAGCGGUGGUCAGGUAGUGACAUAAAAAUUUACGAAAUUGACCCCCUGAGAAAUUCUAAGUACUCUGAUCGUAACGACAAUGUUUAUAACAGCACAGCCGAAUUUUACAACGAACUUUUCUCAUGUCAAUUUUCAUCAAAAAUCGAACCCUUUAUUUUCAAAGCUGCUAAGAUAUGUCCGGACUUGCUCAUGCUGUCCGGUGCUAUAAGAAAGCUAUUGCGGUGUUCUCAACGACAAGCUCAAUACACAUGCGCAGUGUUUAAUAUUACGGCAACGAAAAUAAACGAAAUGUGUAGUAUGAAAAAGCACAAUGUUAUUGUGAAGGAGAGCGAGGAGAGCUUACACAGUCUGCAGAUAUUAUAUCAAAAUUUAAAAGACAACAUCAGGCGUUCAUUAAAAGUAUUACAUUUAGUCCGGGAUCCGCGGGCUGUUUUAUUCGACUUUUCGCAUCAUGGUCGUGUACCUACGAAUGUUUUUAGAACUGAUUUCCGCGAACAAGUGGAAUUUGUCUGUAAUCGUUUAAUUAGCGAUCUCGAAUUUUGCGAGAAAGAGUUACGUUUUACGAACGAAUACGCGUUGUAUCGAUAUGAAGAUUUCGAAAUGAAUUUCCAAAAAAUAAUUCGUAAUGUGUUAAAAAUAAAAACAUCGUCAUAUGAGAAUAGUCGUGAAACACGAAGAAACUAUACAAAACUUAAUGCAAACGGGUGGAGAAAAGAUAUACCAAUGCAGUUCUCCGCCUCCGUUGAAAAUAUUUGUUGGGAAAGUAUAACUACUUUACAUUACGCAUUUGUCGGCUUGCAAGAAGAACACAUGCGGGGAAGUGCUCCACUGAUAGACUAGCAUAUGUAUGUUAAUAAACUUUAAUAUAUUAAUUUCUUAGAAAAAAAUAGGCAGUGGAGGGGGAACUUGCUCUCCUCCUAUGUGAAAAAUGUAAGAGAACUUUAAAUGUCAAAUUUGACUCAAAGAAACAACCAAGACUUAUGCACGAUUUGCACUGAACAACGAUAAUUGUUGAAUUGUAACUUUCUGCUCCACGAUAGAGGUUUUGCGCGCUUCAUCGCGAGCGAUUUUAUUCGUCGUGUUGACACAAUUAGGGCAGGUGAUUUAACCAGUCACAAAAUUUAAAAACACUUUAAAAUCUUUAUGUUUGAUCACAAAGAAUCAGAACUUACAUACAAAACCAUGCGUUUACUGAAAAAAUUUGAC